Camelina sativa (false flax) is the source of this 2035-nucleotide messenger RNA. RefSeq names its product CBL-interacting serine/threonine-protein kinase 3. Gene Ontology annotation, molecular function: protein serine/threonine kinase activity; ATP binding. NCBI's taxonomy places the organism in Eukaryota, Viridiplantae, Streptophyta, Magnoliopsida, Brassicales, Brassicaceae. Gene Ontology annotation, biological process: signal transduction; protein phosphorylation. The record is from RefSeq and is a predicted model, not a curated record.
AAUAAAUAAAUAGAAUCAAUCUUCUUCUUCAUCAUCAUCGUUUAUCACGACCUCUGCCUCUUGGUCUCUCUCAAUAGUCAUUUUUAAUCUCUCUCAAUCUCUUGUAGCUUUCAGAUCUUUUCUUCUGUGCUGACCCCUCAACAUAAAUUUAAUUUAAGGUUCUUUUUUUUUUUUGUUGCUUUUUAAAGAAGGAAUAAUGAAUCGGAGGCAGCAAGUAAAGCGUAGAGUAGGUAAAUAUGAAGUUGGAAGAACAAUUGGGGAAGGAACUUUUGCUAAAGUUAAGUUUGCUAGAAACUCUGAAACUGGAGAACCUGUUGCUCUCAAGAUUCUUGAUAAAGAGAAAGUUCUCAAGCAUAAGAUGGCUGAACAGAUCAGAAGGGAGAUAGCUACUAUGAAGUUGAUUAAACAUCCUAAUGUUGUUCAGUUGUAUGAGGUGAUGGCAAGCAAGACGAAAAUAUUUAUCAUCUUGGAGUAUGUUACUGGAGGAGAGCUCUUUGAUAAAAUUGUAAAUGACGGGCGGAUGAAAGAAGAUGAGGCGCGGAGAUAUUUCCAACAGCUUGUACAUGCUGUGGACUACUGUCAUAGCCGAGGUGUCUACCAUAGAGACCUCAAGCCUGAAAAUUUAUUAUUGGAUGCCUAUGGAAACCUCAAGAUCUCAGAUUUUGGAUUAAGUGCUUUGUCUCAACAAGUCAGGGAUGAUGGUCUCCUUCAUACAUCUUGUGGAACUCCGAACUACGUUGCUCCUGAGGUUCUCAAUGAUAGAGGCUACGAUGGAGCAACGGCUGACAUGUGGUCAUGCGGUGUUAUACUCUAUGUUCUGCUUGCAGGUUACUUGCCUUUUGAUGAUUCUAAUCUGAUGAAUCUUUAUAAAAAAAUUUCAUCUGGUGAAUUCAACUGUCCUCCGUGGCUCUCACUUGGCGCCAUGAAACUGAUCACUCGAAUCUUGGAUCCGAACCCAAUGACUCGUGUAACACCACAAGAGGUAUUUGAAGAUGAAUGGUUCAAGAAAGAUUACAAGCCUCCAGUGUUCGAGGAUAAGGAUGAUUCAAACAUGGACGAUAUUGAUGCUGUUUUCAAGGACUCCGAGGAACAUCAUGUUACUGAGAAGAAAGAAGAGCAACCAGCGGCAAUCAAUGCAUUUGAGAUCAUCUCAAUGUCAAGGGGGCUUAACCUAGAGAAUCUGUUUGAUCCAGAACAGGAGUUUAAGAGGGAAACAAGGAUAACACUGAGAGGAGGCGCGAAUGAGAUCAUCGAGAAGAUAGAAGAAGCUGCAAAGCCUCUCGGUUUUGAUGUGCAAAAGAAGAACUACAAGAUGAGGCUUGAGAAUGUCAAGGCUGGGAGAAAAGGAAAUCUCAAUGUGGCGACAGAGAUAUUCCAAGUAGCGCCAAGUCUUCAUAUGGUUCAAGUCUCGAAAUCGAAAGGAGACACCCUCGAAUUCCACAAGUUCUAUAAGAAGCUCUCUAGUUCUCUGGAGCAAGUAGUCUGGACGAACAACGAAGCUAAGAAAGAAACAAGAAAGUGAUGUAUGAAUGUCUUUAUCUUCUGGGACAAAAGCGUGCUUUCUUUUUUUUUUAUGACCUUUUUUGCUUUUCCGGCUACUGUUUGAAUGGUGAGAAGGGAAGUGGGAUUAGUCUGUGUAACAAAGAUGUAAAUACAAAACCGCAUGACCCGGUAAGGUGCUGUGUUAAAGUCAUAUCGAAGCUUGUUGGCUAAGCGUUUGAAGAGCACCCUUGUUCGAGUUGAUCAGUUUGUCAGCAUUGAUCUCUUGCACCAAGAUUGUCAACAUUUGGACGAGCAAAACAGACCUAGGUUUUUGGCAUUUCUAGAAGAUUUCUUGAGCGUUUGCUAAAAACUCUCCACUUUUUUUAUAAGCCGAAAAUAUUAAGAGAUGUCACCAGUGUCAUUUCUUCUUUAGGAUCGGACUCUAAUAAAACUCACAACCUCCUCAGCUUUAAGUUCUAGGAUUCAUGGUGUGUUGUUUGUGCUCUUUUGUUCUUGAAUUCGGCUCGGCCUGUUAUAUCAUUUUUCUCUUUUA